This is a messenger RNA of Asterias rubens (European starfish), 3553 nucleotides long. RefSeq lists its product as uncharacterized. The coding region runs from base 181 to 1266 and encodes 361 amino acids. The record is from RefSeq and is a predicted model, not a curated record. The transcript has 7 exons. Lineage: Eukaryota; Metazoa; Echinodermata; Asteroidea; Forcipulatida; Asteriidae.
UGAGACUUCCGGCUUGUUGUUGCUUUGGUGUGCAAUGUGCAUGCAGAGUGUAUGCUGAGUGGUGGUGUGUGAAAUGUAAACAACACUUGCAGACGAGUUUUGUUUCGUUAAAUGUGUCAGUAUCGGCUUGGAGAUUCUUCAUAAAAAGUACACCGAAAACAACUAUUGCUAAAUAGUUUUAUGUAUUUGCCAUUCACAACUGUGACAACUGUGUUAUAUAGUGUUCAGGUUGUCGAAAACUAUUCCAGCAAGAUGUCCGUUGUUGUGCGUCGCCCAGAGAUGAAUUUGACGUCCUCGGGUCAGGCGAUCUAUGUCACCUUGAUCAGUGAAUUCAUGCGUAACCCAGGCAGGUUCUUCACCGUGCAUGGCCGAACCUUCAGACACAACCCACAACAGCUCAACGUUUGUGAUCGCUCUUCCAAGAGAAAGACGAUGUUUCCAGACUCUAUGGGAGGAAUACUGAAAGUUUCGACAGAAGCCGAGCUGCAGUCACUGAUAAGUCGCUUCAUGCAAAAUCCAAUUUUCUUCACGGUCGACAUUGAGAGAUCCAGCAAGGCUACGUGCAGCAAUGUUCGCUACAUUACCAGAGGACAAUUGGCAGUAACAGUGAACACAAAGCAUCCACACAUUGCUCAUCUUCUUCAGACACAACUUGCCCAGGGCAUGGCAGCUCUCAAAGAGGGAAAGAACUUUGCUGUGGAGUUUAACUUCAACCCUGUCAUGGUUUCCUGGGUGCAGUCACUGUUUCAAAACCAAGACGACCUGGACAUGUGUGGCUGCAACACCAGCUACAGCAGCGAGAAUGGUAAAGUGACCGUCACUAGCUACAGUGAGUUCGAAGACUGCUUUGGCUGCCAGUAUCCUGGUGUUCUUGCCUGGGUUGUUUGUUUUCCCUGCUGCCUGCUAUCGUGUCCCUGCUAUCGGGUCCACCGUGCCUUAACAGUUGAAGAUUUUGGUGGUCCAGUUAGUGGUGUGAUAGCUACGUACUGGAGUCCCGUAGCACAGCUACGGAACUUGGAGGAAACUGUUGCUUGUGUGUUGCAGUUGCUUAAUCAAGAACCAGCUCGCGAGGCGACGACUGUGGACUUGCCUCCAAGUUAUAACGAUGCUGUUGCCAGAGGUCCCACACCCAUUGGUCCAGCAGCCUACUACCCGCCUGCCAGUCAGGUCCAAGCUUAUGGUCAGCCUCAAGUACAGACUCGUCAGCCACAGCAGAUUCAGUAUCCCCACCAGCAAGUCAGCUUCCCUCCUAACAAUGCCAUCUGAAGAAGUCUAUCACACAGAAGUUGAUGUCGAAAAUCUGUUUUUCCUUUGUUUAUUUGAUACACGAAAGCAACAUACAGGCAGUCCAAAAAAAGAUACAAAUAAAACACCCUCAUGCAGUAAAAAAUAAUAUAGUCAAUUGGUAAACUCACAAGUUGUUAGAGUAUUUUUGUUUAAGAAAAAAGUUUGGUUUGAGUCAAUUUCAGAAGCUGCUUAGUUUAUACAACACAUUAUAUUAACUAGUUUCUUGUAUUCAUACAAUCUAAAAUAUUCGCAAAACUAAAUUUAAAAUCAACUCAAGUGACUUAAUUAAAUGCUGUAAAUAGGAAGCCUAUACACUUAUUGUAGUCAAAGGACUUCUCCAAUAUAUAUUUUUGAGUAUUUGUAUAUUAUGAAUCAUUAUUUUUUUGAAAGGUUUGUUUAUUAAAUUGCCAAUGGUUUUCCAUUUUAGAUAAUUGCAGGGUCAAAUUUAAAAAAACUGUUCGAAGGGGUUUUGGGCAUCCACUCGUUAAUUCUAGUGCCACAUUUUUUACCGUAUUUUGUCAAUGCAAAACUGAAAUAAUGAUUAAUCCCAAGGAAUUUGUUCAAGGCAUUUGUAUAUUUUUGUGAUUUUUGUUUUUAAGAGAUUUUUUUUUUUAACUUCAAAUCCCUUCUCUGGUACCAAUGUUAGAGAAGGUGAGUAUUACUUUCUGUUCGUUCUGGAAAAACUUUGGUAAAAUAAUGAAGAGAAUACAGUUGUCUUUAUCAAGGUUAGUAAUGUGUUUGCAAUGGUGUAGAAAUUGUAGGUCUUCGAAGAAACAAUGAGGAGAAAGUUUUCACCGACUGAAAACAAAGUUCCAACAUUUAUGACCAAAUUAUUAUAAGUGAUCUAUGAAUCAACUUGUGUUGCCCCAAAUCAAGGAAGCAUUGACCAGCAAUCACAUGAACAAUAACAAAAGUAGUUAGAUGGAUACCGUAAGGUUUGCGGUAAAACCAUGUAAUGAUAUUCGGAAAAGAACCAUAGGUUUCAACUCCUAAUUGAAUUGGGGUGGUUUUUGAAUUGAACCGAAAAGAACUGUAUGUGAUCGUAUGAAUAGUAAUAGUGGCCACUUGUAACUGUACUGAAGAGAUGCAGAAACAAGUGUGGGCCUGUAAUGAGUAAAAAGUGUCACGUUUUGGGGCAUAAAAACUGAUACAUAAAUACCUUACUUCAAACUUAAUUUUUUUUAUUAAAUGCUUUGUACUAGUGUAAGCUGCUUCAGGCUUCUAACCAAACGUUGACAUUGAUAUUAAUUGUAGACAUGAUUUCCAAACGUGUAGGGCCUACCUUCUCUUUAAGCCGGUCCCAAUUAAAGAAGGGUUUAAUUUCACUGUUUUCUUUUAUUAAAUUUACAUAAGGUCCUGAUAUAUUUUAUUUUUCGUUUUAUUACUCUGUUGAUUAUUGUAAUCUUAAAACGAUAAAUUUUGUAUAUACUUGGUUGGAAAUGUAUAUUCAGUUUUCCAUUAUGUGGAUAUUCUACUUUGCUAUCAGAAAGCGUUGUAAAGUUGGUAACGGCAGGCAUUGAUAAAUGGUGGGGUUAUCAUUGUAUAAUCGGUUUUGCAGUAAUACCACGGUUAUCUACUUUGCUUUGUAGAAUUUGUUCUUUGGAUACCAUUAGGUUUUGCUUUCUAUUCUACUACCACGGGGUAGAUUCUGGAAUUCGGGAGACUAAUUAAAAUUUGUGGAAAGAACAAAAUGUCCUGCUUAUUAACUACUACCUGGUUGUUGAUAGGAUUCGAACGGGGAUUACUUUCGGUUAGUAGAUCGAGGGGACCUUUUAGUUGGUCUCCUCAAAAUGGAUGCAAGUUAAUAUUAAGUAACACGAAAACAUCACUCAGUGUAACAUAGUGUAGCUUAAUUAUAAGAAUCUUUUUGUUGUUGUUGGUAUUAUAACAUAGUUGUAUUAUUCAAUUUUGUACUAACUAUAUUUAUAUAGCUAUUCUUUGGGAAUGACGCGUUUAAAGAGUAAAGUUUUGUUUUAAAAGCAAGGCAUGUAAAUGCAUUUGUAGAUCCUGUGUUUUUCUCUAGAUAUGGCAAUAAACUAAUGGAAUUGAAACAUACUAGCGGGAUGAGGAAGAUUCUAGUAUAGACAAAUGUUAUGAAAGGUAAUGUGGGGUAAGGGAGGUAUUCUUAAAGGUAAUAAUCAUUUCGUAGGAUUGGGUUAGAAAUUGUAUUUAUAAUCGGUAUGGAAUAUUGUCAUUUGUUGUAUUUUGAUAAAUUGUUGAGCGUGCACAACAUAGUUGUGAAACGUCGCCUUCCCUCCUAACCUUC